UUUUCAACGUUAGAGUGGCCAAUGGAGUAUCUGGACAAUAUAAUGGCUUAUCUGUGAUAUAAUAGACGAUAUUUCAUUUAGUUAAUUGACUGAACUAAACCAAGUAUGGACAGCGUUUAUGUACUUUACGGUUCCACGUUUUUAUUUUCCUUCAAUCAGAGGGGUGUUUUGUAUGAUUGACAAACCUCAUGAGAAUAUUUAAUCGUAGUGGUUUAUAGGAGGGUCCAAUUUAUUUUCCACUAACUACUCCCGGAAGAUAAACCUAAACAUUAGAAAAUGCUGUAGCCACUUCGUAACCAACUUCCAAUAAAAACACAGUAUUAUUCAUGAUAUGGAUUUUGGGUGACAAAUCCUCAGAUCCAGGCUCAUCUCACGCUUGACCAGAACUUGCCAGUGUCACAGUUAACAUACCCCCUCCAGGCCACUCCUCACUUAAAAGAGAAUGUCUCUGGCCCAGAGAGUCCUACUGUCAUGGACCUUCACCCUCAUAUUCCUCAUCAUGCUGGUCCUCAAACUGGACUCCAAGAUCCACUGGAACUGGUUCCUCAUCUUCCUCCCUGUAUGGACAUUUGACACCAUUCUCAUCCUCAUGCUGGUGGUGAAGAUGGCGGGUCGGUGCAAGCCCGGCUAUAACCCACGGGACGACCAGCAGAACCUGCGGCAGAGGGUGUUGUACCUGGUGGCAAUGCUGCUGAAACUGGGCUUCUGUCUGACGCUGUGCGCCCGGUUGGAGAGGCUGACGGACAUCUGGCUCAGUGUGGUGUGUGUCCCCCUCUGGGCCAUGCUGGUCAGGGCCAUGGUGGAGCUCGGCUACAAUGUCUUUCACUACCGGAGAGACUGAGAGGAGGGAGAAAGAUGGAGAUUGAUUUUAAAGACUGCAACUGAGUCUGUAAGGGAGGUGAAUGGGAGAUUAUUGUAAUCCACUGCAGGAGAAACUGAACUGAAAAGGACUGUGAUGAAGAUAACAAAUGGAUUGGUUUAUUUUACUACAGCAGAGACUGAAAGAAGGGGGGGUGAAGGGAGAUUGCUCCCACUAGUACAGAAUGUAUAGACUACUACAAGAGAGACUGAGGGGGAGGAGAGAGUAGUGAAAUGGCACUAAUGAUAAUGUAUUUGACUUUAUGAUGCUCCCAAAUGUAAUCUUUAUUUCGCCAUAGUGAUGCAUCAAGCAAUGUUGCAGCCAUGAUGGUCUCUGCCAGGGGAACUGAAGUCAAGACUGGGACUAUUCCACAGCUGAUCCACAGCUGAUUUGUUAUUGCUCAGCUAUAAUUAAAAACAUUUGCAUCUGA
Messenger RNA from Oncorhynchus masou masou (cherry salmon), 1289 nucleotides. Its product is annotated as transmembrane protein 60-like. Bases 443 to 841 code for a protein of 132 amino acids. The transcript has 2 exons. The record is from RefSeq and is a predicted model, not a curated record. NCBI's taxonomy places the organism in Eukaryota, Metazoa, Chordata, Actinopteri, Salmoniformes, Salmonidae.